GGAAAAUUACCAAGCAUGGAUCCAACCACCCCAGCCUGGAGCACAGACAACACAACAAUGAAUGAAACUUACUACACUGAAAACUUACCCUGUAUUGACUCCAUCCCCAUUAUCCUGAAUAUUCUUAAAGCUGGCAUUGCCAUGGUUGGGCUGGCAGUAAAUGCCAUAGUGCUGUGGCUUCUGAGCUUUCACAUACAAAGGAAUGCCUUCUCUGUCUAUGUCCUCAACCUGGCUGGGGCUGACUUCCUCUUCCUCAGCUUUCAGACUGUGUAUUCCCUGGAACGUAUCCUUCUUCAUUUCUAUGACAUCUACUUCGAUAUUCCCAUCUAUCUCAUAAAUGUAUUAAUCUUUGCUAACCUUGCAGGUAUGUGUAUUAUUGCGGCCAUCAGUGCUGAGCGCUGUCUGUCUGUUUUGUGGCCCAUCUGGUAUCACUGCCAACGACCAAGACACUUAUCAGCUGUCAUAUGUGCCCUGCUCUGGGCCUUCUCUCUACUGUUGAGUCUCCUGUUAGGGCAUGAUUGCGGCUUGCUAGUUAUUGGCUAUUAUAACCAUUCUUUGUGUAGGAGUUAUAAUUUUAUCACUACUGCAUUUGUGAUAGUAUUAUCUGUGGUUCUUUGUGGAUCCAGCCUGGCCCUGUUGUUCAGGAUCUUCUGUGGCUCACGAAGAAUUCCUGUGACCAGGUUGUGUGUGACCAUUACCCUCACGGUGCUGGUCUUCUUAUUCUUUGGUCUGCCCUUUGGUAUCUAUUGGUUCCUCUUAGAUUGGAUUGAGGAGUUACACAAAGUUUUCCCUUGCCAUAUUAAAGAAAUGACAACUUUUGUAUCCUGCAUUAACAGCUGUGCCAACCCCAUCAUUUACUUCAUUGUUGGCUCUGUUAGGCACCGCAGGUUCCAUAGGAAGACUCUGAAGAUACUACUGCAGAGAGCCAUGCAGGACACUCCUGAGGAAGAAGGUGAAGAAAGGGGUUCUUCAAGAAAUCCUGGGGAACAGGAAACAGUCUGGUGUAGUAGUUGA
Molecule: messenger RNA, 1014 nt
Organism: Alexandromys fortis (reed vole)
Lineage: Eukaryota; Metazoa; Chordata; Mammalia; Rodentia; Cricetidae
Product: mas-related G-protein coupled receptor member B4-like
Exons: 1
Coding region: 16-1014 (332 amino acids)
Biological process (GO): G protein-coupled receptor signaling pathway
Cellular component (GO): membrane
Molecular function (GO): G protein-coupled receptor activity
Source: RefSeq, a predicted model, not a curated record